Messenger RNA from Hipposideros armiger (great roundleaf bat), 640 nucleotides. RefSeq names its product chromosome unknown C1orf54 homolog (gene CUNH1orf54). Lineage: Eukaryota; Metazoa; Chordata; Mammalia; Chiroptera; Hipposideridae. The coding region runs from base 133 to 543 and encodes 136 amino acids. The record is from RefSeq and is a predicted model, not a curated record. The transcript is spliced from 7 exons.
AAGAGAAACUAUUUUCAGUCUAGAAAAUGCUCAUCCCUCCACAGAACAUUUCAACUGUGACCAAAGAGAUUGUGAUUAAGCCUCAAAGAGAAGGGCAACUCUGGGUGGUGAUGCAAUAGUACAGCAUCCAGAAUGGAUGUCCUCUUUGUGGCCGUCCUUGCUGUGCCACUUAUCCUGGGACAAGGAUAUGAGGAUGAAGAAGGACUGGAAGAGGAUGAUUAUUAUCAGGUGAUCUAUUAUCUCAAUUACACAGUCACCCCCAGUUAUGAUGACUUUGGUGCAAAUUUCACUAUUGAUUACUCCAUGUUUGAAGCAGAGGACAAUCUGAACAGGUUCGAUAAGGAGUUAAUGGAAACAGAAGAGACUACUACCAGUCGUGAAAUAGAACAUGCAGACCAUCAGAAGCCUGUAACAGUGAAACCAGUGAAACCAGUGACAAUGGAAACAAGUCCAGAUAUGAACGAUGCUGCAUCCGGUCUGCAGAGUCCUGUUCUCCUUCUCCUGUUCUGGGCCCUGGUUAAGGGCUGGAUGUAUUUCAUGUAGAAGGAGAAAGAAGGCUGCUAUGACUCUUUGGAUGGGGAUUUGGGAAGAGGAAAUUGGAAGAUAAAGUAAAUAAAUGAAACAAUCUGGUUACUCUCUA